UGACAUUUUUCGUCGUGGACCAAGAAGACCUCGAGGGGGCCGAAUACCUAUUCGCCUCUCGGCUGCGUGUGAGCCAUCAAGGUGCAACUCGAGGGAUGCGUAAAGAUCCCCAUCCGUGGAGCGGGAUCUCGCCGGAGCUGUUCAUCUACCUCUCGGCAAUCGGUGCGAUCGCCAGACGAUUUCAUUCUCUGGGGAGGGAUGAGUCAACCUAUAUGGCAGCAGGCGGAGGAGGCUCGACUGCACUCCAAGUUCAGGCGCAGCGUAACGAUCUGCGCUCACGUGCCGGGCGACUCAAAGAAUUGGUAUCGCAGUACCAGGUCUCACCUCCUGGAGCUGUGCGGGAAACCGGUGACGCACUUGCGCCCGCCAACCAUUUCCGCACCCUGGCGAGAGUGUACCAGCUUUCAGCCCUGUUGGAACUCUAUCGAAUGUUCCCUGAGUUGGACCAGCAGGACGAUUCUGCGUCUGGGUCGUGGCUGUCUCCGCAUGAGGCUGCCUUGGAGGAGGGUGUGGAACACGAGCAUUGACGAAGACAAUUGCAUGCGCGGGCGAUUAGCAUCCUGUCGUUGAUUGCCUCUAUCCCCGAGACCUCGAGCACGCGGGCAACUCAGAUAUUGGCUCUGGUGAUUGCUGGGAGCGCACUGCAGCCUUUACCGGUGAACGAUGGCGUGGACGUAUUGUCUUCAGGGAGAACGUCAGGGGCUGGUGCGGGAGGAGGUAUCACGCCACCGUCUUAUGCUACUCCGACUACUAUGCC
Molecule: messenger RNA, 757 nt
Organism: Aspergillus brunneoviolaceus CBS 621.78
Lineage: Eukaryota; Fungi; Ascomycota; Eurotiomycetes; Eurotiales; Aspergillaceae
Exons: 1
Coding region: 96-527 (143 amino acids)
Source: RefSeq, a predicted model, not a curated record